AUGGAAGUAAUUUCAACCAAGAAGUUUAUUCUGUUUGCUUUAGCUACAGUGGUCUUUCUCACAUCGAAGAGCAUAUGCCUAAAUGAACCAAUGAAGUCCAGGCUGCAGAGCAGAGAAGACAAUGAUGAUAAAUAUUAUGAGAUUAAAGAUAAUAUUUCGGAAGAAAAGCAGAGGAGUCUCAAUUUUGAUGAAAUGGAAGACUGGGGAUCAAAAGACAUCAUUAAAAUGAAUCCUUUUACAGCAAACAAGAUGCCAAAUUCAGUUGCUAACUUACCUCUUAGAUUUGGAAGAAAUUACCUAGAAGAAAGAAGCAUUAAACCAUUUGCUAAUUUGCCCCUGAGAUUUGGAAGAGCUUUUGCAGAGAACAUACCUCAUCGUGCUCCAAAGGUAUCACACAGGCUUGGGAGAUCUCCAGUUGUUAAGGGUUCCAGUCAAUCACUUCUAAAUUUGCCACAGAGAUUUGGGAAGUCACUGACUGUCAAUCUGCCUCAAGACAUUCAGGAAUCCAACCCAGGGAUUUGA
Cinclus cinclus is the source of this 522-nucleotide messenger RNA. RefSeq names its product neuropeptide VF precursor (gene NPVF). The record is from RefSeq and is a predicted model, not a curated record. The transcript is spliced from 3 exons. Gene Ontology annotation, biological process: neuropeptide signaling pathway; negative regulation of gonadotropin secretion. Gene Ontology annotation, molecular function: signaling receptor binding. The coding region runs from base 1 to 522 and encodes 173 amino acids. NCBI's taxonomy places the organism in Eukaryota, Metazoa, Chordata, Aves, Passeriformes, Cinclidae.